GUCAUGUUGCAACCCAGUCUCACGGCAUUCCACAAGAAGAAUAACACCUUAUUAUUGUGUUAUUGUGUGUGCAAAUUGUAGCCUUACAAUUCCUUUAAGUACAUCCUUUUGGCACAUUUUACCAAUAUAUAGUGUGUAGGUAUUAAACCUGCCUAAAUAUAAAAUAUUUGUUCUUUUCUAUUGACUCCUGCCAGGAAACGAAACCUAAUAAAUAAUUAAGACUGUGGUUUGCUUUCGUUUUCCGCUUUUCACUCGGUAAGAGUCGAUUCACUCAGUAAGAGUCGAUUCACUAAAAGCACGGUUGUAUGACUUAAAGUUAUUGUGUAUAUUUGUGUAUAUAUUUUGCUAUAUGGCGAUAACUAAUUUUACUAAUAAUUAUAAAUAUUUGCUUUACUUUGGCUAAAAAAAAAAAGGUUUUUUUUGCGACUCUCAGGAUCGACUCGUUUUGAGGAAUCAUUCAUUGGGGUUUGCAUGACAGGUGGAGCAUCUCUGACCUAACAGGAACACAGAGGGAACCCAGCUGUGUACAGGGUAAUAAACCAAAUCAGUUUUAUUUCUAACAUUUAUUACUCGGAUUUGAUCCAAAAUGAGCGCGUGCCUGAGUGAGCAGUAUGAGGAGAAGGUGCGUCCGUGCAUCGACCUGAUCGACUCUUUGCGCGCCCUCGGUGUGGAGAAGGACCUCGCGCUGCCGGCCAUCGCCGUGAUCGGAGACCAGAGCUCGGGGAAGAGCUCGGUGCUGGAGGCGCUGUCCGGAGUCGCGCUGCCCCGUGGGAGCGGUAUCGUGACGAGAUGUCCACUUGAGCUGAAGAUGAAGAGGAGCAAAGAGGAAGAUGUCUGGCAUGGAAAGAUCAAAUACAAGAAAGACCAUGAUCAGGACUUCGAGGAACAGUUUGAAGAUCCGGCAGAUGUGGAGAAAAAGAUUAGAGAAGCUCAGGACCAUAUGGCUGGGGUUGGUGUGGGCAUCAGUGAUGAGCUCAUCAGCCUGGAAGUGACGUCGGCUGAUGUUCCCGACCUUACACUUAUUGAUCUGCCUGGUAUUGCCCGAGUUGCAGUCAAAGGCCAACCAGAGGACAUUGGAGAACAGAUUAAAAGGCUGAUCAAAAAGUUCAUUACAAAGCAAGAAACUAUCAACCUGGUGGUGGUGCCAUGCAAUGUAGACAUCGCAACUACUGAAGCGCUGAAGAUGGCUCAGGAAGCUGAUCCAAAUGGCGACAGAACCCUCGGCAUCCUAACAAAGCCCGACCUGGUGGAUAAAGGCACGGAGGAGACGGUGGUGUCCAUCGUCCAUAAUGAGAUUAUUUACCUCACUAAAGGCUACAUGAUCGUCAGGUGUCGAGGGCAGAAAGAGAUCAUGGACCGCGUCUCGCUGCAGGAUGCCACUGAGAAGGAGAAGGACUUCUUUAAGGUCCACCCACAAUACAGCUUGCUGUAUGAAGAAGGAAAAGCCACCAUUCCCAACCUGGCUGAGAAACUCACACUUGAACUCGUCCAUCACAUUGAGCUAUCUCUGCCACGACUGGAGGAGCAGAUUGAAAUAAAGUUGGCUGAAGCCCAAAGUGAACUGGAUCGCUAUGGCUCAGGGCCCCCUGCAGAACCAGGAGAGAGAGUGGUUUUUCUGAUUGAUAAAAUCACAGCAUUCACUCAGGACACCAUUAACCUCACGACUGGAGAGGAGCUGAAGAAUGCCCAACAUCUCAACAUUUUCUCAGGCCUGCGGAGGCAGUUUUCUCUCUGGAAGUGUCACCUAGACAACUCCAGAGAGGCAUUUGACAUGAUGAUCGAGAAGGAGGUGAAUGAGUAUGAAGAAAAACACAGAGGAAGGGAACUCCCAGGAUUCAUCAACUACAAGACCUUUGAGGUGAUCGUGAAGGACCAGAUCAAGCAGUUGGAGGAACCUGCCAUCAGGAGACUGAAGGAAAUCUCAGAUCUUAUUCGGAAGGGCUUCAUCCAACUGGCUCAGUACAGCUUCUUGGGCUUUCCCAAUCUCCUCAAAAUGGCAAAGACCAUGAUUGAGUGCAUAAAGCAGAAAAAGGAGUCUGAGGCCGAAUCAAUGCUGAGGACUCAGUUUAAGAUGGAGCUGAUUGUCUACACCCAAGACAGCAUGUACAGUGACACACUGAGCAGGAUGAAACUCAAAGAGGAAGAAGAGCAUGAAAAUACUCAAAUGAUCGGGAUUGCUUCGUGUAGUUUUUACAAUAACUCGGACAACAGAGCCACUCUUUACGAACUGACGCGUCACCUCAAGUCCUACUACAGUAUUGUGAUUAAGCGUCUGGCUGACCAGCUGCCGCUGGUGAUGAGGUACCUGCUGCUUCAAGAGCUAGCGGCACAGCUGCAGAGAGAAAUGCUACAGCUCAUGCAGGACAAAAACAACACUGAUCAUCUGCUGAAAGAAGAUCACGACAUCGGCAGCAAACGCACCAACCUCCAAAGCCGACAGAAGCGCCUGAUGGAGGCCCGCAACUACCUGGUCAAGUUUUAGAGUGAAAGGUGAUGUCUAUUUUUUGGAAAUAUGCUAUUUAAAUAAGCUUAUUCUUAUUUAAAUACUUAGCGUUUCAGUCUAAACCCUAUCGUUUUAUGUUUAUUAUUUCAUUUGAAGAACUUACUUAUGUGAACUUGAAGUUUUGCUGAGAUCAUCUUCAUACAGUGAAGACCAAAAUUUAGUUUGUUAGACCCAACUGUUCGCAUAUAUUGCAACAUUGGCACUGGCACAAUGGCAAGCACACCAAAAUUAACAAAGGGGUAUUGACAUCAAACAUGGUGCCUCUAAUAACAACUAUCCGCUAUGUUGACCUAAGCAGUUUCACAACAGUGCCACCUACUGUUUGAGAUAUGAAGAUUUGAUGUUUUUGCUUAUAAUUUCUAUAAUAAAGUCAUGAAUCUGGUGGCUUUAGAUUUAGUGAGACAUAACAGUUUUAAUAUAACUCAUUAUGACUGUGGAUUAUAAUGCUUUACUUUACAAACCCAUUGGCUAAUCGCUACAAAACUCUGUAGGUAUCAUCAUUGGUAAGCUCUGAAAAUACUAAAAAAACAAAUAAAAUUAAUGAAUAAAACAAAAUUUUAAAGUUUUAUGUUAAAACCCCAAAGCUUUGCUCUGAACAUCAUGAAUUUUGGUAAGUAAAAGCAUCUUAUAAUUCUAAGGAAGCAUGCAGAAUUCUACAGAGCUUGGGUAAUAUGUAUUGCAUAGCAGUUCUAAAUGUAAAAAAAAAAAAAAACCUUUUUAUGCAUGCAUGUAAAGAUCUUAAAGUGCUUGAACACCGAUUUUAUAUAUAAACACCCUCCUGUAGUGCAUCAUUAAACUCCACUUCAGUCUAGUCUUAUAUAUAACAUAAUAGCAUGUUAAAACCUCUCAAUAAUGGGAGACAACUCCACUAGUGUUAUAAUCAUAUAAUCAGAUCAGAAGUUGAAACUAUAUCCAGUGUCCUAAGUCUGUUUCUAAACAUUUGGCAUAAAAACUGAUUGAAAUGUUGACCUUCUUAAAGGUUUUGUAUUGUUUUCUCACUUACCCUGUCUUUAUACAUGAGGUAAGUGUUGUAUACUCUAUAAUAAAGAAUUAUUAAAUACA
Messenger RNA from Silurus meridionalis, 3565 nucleotides. RefSeq names its product interferon-induced GTP-binding protein Mx1. The transcript is spliced from 12 exons. Gene Ontology annotation, molecular function: GTP binding; microtubule binding; GTPase activity. The record is from RefSeq and is a predicted model, not a curated record. Bases 587 to 2482 code for a protein of 631 amino acids. NCBI's taxonomy places the organism in Eukaryota, Metazoa, Chordata, Actinopteri, Siluriformes, Siluridae. Gene Ontology annotation, biological process: defense response to virus. Gene Ontology annotation, cellular component: cytoplasm; microtubule; membrane.